Messenger RNA from Prosopis cineraria, 996 nucleotides. RefSeq lists its product as uncharacterized. The record is from RefSeq and is a predicted model, not a curated record. The coding region runs from base 266 to 775 and encodes 169 amino acids. The transcript has 4 exons. Gene Ontology annotation, cellular component: mitochondrion. Gene Ontology annotation, biological process: regulation of lipid metabolic process. Lineage: Eukaryota; Viridiplantae; Streptophyta; Magnoliopsida; Fabales; Fabaceae.
AUAAAUAUCCACUCACAAUUUCACCCCCGGCCAGUUCUUCGAGCGACUUUCUUGAUUUUGGUCCACCCUUGGCUUCCUCUACCUUCUUCAUCAAGAAAUGCCGCCUCCUUACCGGUCAAAUCAGCAACGACCCCUGUUAUAUUCAUUGCGAUCUCUUUUUAAGCUCGAAUUCUUUUAGUUCAUAACUUCCCAAAAGCUGGGCAUUUCAUUCGAGUUUUAGUUAAAAAAAAAGUGGUGUUCAAGAUCGGAUCGCAUUCCCACAAGCAUGAUGCUUCCGCUUUUGAAGCUAGGGACGCUCGCUUUGAAGACCCUGAGCAAACCCGUUGCUAGCAGACUCAAGAAGCAGGCUGCCAUUCACCCCAGGUUCCGUCAAUACAUCGUUAGGAUGGCCCAGGCUAACCAUAGAAUUACAACAAGGAUGCAAAGGCACAUCUAUGGUCAUGCAACGGAUGUCGAGAUUCGGCCUUUAAAUGAGGAAAAAGCAGUUCAAGCUGCUGUAGACCUUAUUGGAGAAUUCUUUGUCUUCUCGGUUGCAGGAGUUCUGUUGAUCGUUGAGGUACAAAGGAGUGCAAGAUCUGAAGCAAGAAAGGAGGAGAGACGCAAGCAAGAGGUGGAGGCUGUGAGACAAAGAAAUGAAGAAAUUGCGGAAGAAGUUGAACUUCUUAAGCAUAAAAUUCAAGAACUGGAAAAACUGGCCAGGGGACAAGGACUCAGUGGAAUCCUGAAUUUUAGACUUGGCAGUACAGAAGAUGGAAAGACAGGAAAAGUUGCUUGACCUGAUGAAUCAAUAUUGUUUCGGGGUAAAUAUCAAUUUAACUUCCUUGUGGUUCGGGUUAUUUGCACGUCAUGAUAUCUGAUUGUCACCUUGAGCUUAUUUCAUUCUUAUAUGCUGAGACAAAUAAGCUCACGUGUUAUUUUUUUGCCUGAAAUAAGGUCAAGUUUCAUUGGAACAAAUAACAUGGGUAAUUGAGAAUGCAGCUAAGCUUUAAAAUCUUA